AUGACACCUUAAGUAGGUAACAGAUAGCUAAAAGUUUUCUAGUAAAGCUAGCUCUCUUUACUAUCAAAGCAGUCCAUGAAUUAAUAAGCCCAGUUCAAUAUCAUUGACUAUAGCACUUAGUGCAAAUCAAGUUAGCCUAUUAUCUCUGAUGAUAAUUGCAAAACAACAAAUAGCAGGAAAAGUAUCAGUAACAUCGCCUAAAGUCUUGCUUCAAAAAGAUAGAAACAUUAGAAUAUUGUUCAAGAUACAAGCUAAAUUACAGAUUCAUUUACCAAUUACUAUGAUGCUAGGUUUAAUUCUGAUCAUAAAAGCAACAACAUUAACACUGAAAAUUUUAUAAGCCAACAGUCAAGGGCUUAAAACUAAACUCAUGUAAAUUUUUAUAUCCCAGAUAGCUAGGGAAUUUUAAUGACGAAUUCAAGCCGGCCUGUUCUUUAAAAUCCUUUGAGCGCCAAGUAAUUCAUGGAAAAUGUAAAAUAAUAGGAGCAUUUUGAUAACUUGAUAGAUCAUCUUAGAAGAGUUAAAACUGGUUAACAAUCGAACUAAAAGUCUGAGCUAACCUCUUAUAAAGGCUCAAUGAAUACCACUUUAAAUAAAAAUAGUUCAAUGAUUAUAAUAAAUGAGAAUCAGGAGCUUAAUGGAACUGGAAGCUAGAAGUCUACAAUUACGAAUGAUUCCUAGAGAGAGUCAUCAAUGAAAAAAUAGGAUUAGAAUGAUUUGAAAAUGAAUAACAGCUUUAUAAGAAAGAAUUUUUAUAUGGUGAGAUAGUAGCCUUCAUAAAGAAUUCCUAAACCUGAAUCCAAUAACAUUAAUGCUUACAUGUCUCCAUUUAGUGAGUCACCAGUCAAAGGGAGUUCAGGGUCAAAUAAUACAAUUUUGAUGAGAAAACAAAUGUAUCAAACUAAUAAUGUGGAAAGUGGAGUAGCUAGUUAGAGAAAUAAUUUAUCAGAAAGAUUGUCUACAGCUUAUUAAAAACUUAGCAAAUUUGAGCCAAAUAAAUCAAUAGCUGAGAGCUCAUUUGCAGGUCCCAGAAAAAACUAAAAAGUGAAAAGGUAAGAACUAGAGGCAAAAGAAGAUUAAAAAUAGCAAAAUCCUUUAAUAAGAUACUAAAAUAUAGUAUCAGAACUAUAAAGAUUAGAAUAAAAAGAAGAGAACUAAGAGAAAUGUUUAGUUCCAAGCUUUCCGAUAAUAGAUACAAGUUAAUCGCAUAAUUAGCCAUUCCUCGAUUUAAUAAGGGAAAUUAAAAAGGAAUUUACGAAUGAAUCCUGCUUAAAAGAUGAACAUUAAAUUUUUGCAGGAGCAUAUAAUUCUGACAAAGCAAAAGGACUUGGCAGGAAAGUUGAUGCUGAUUACAUUUAUAAGGGUAACUUUUCUGAGGGAGUUAAAAAGGGACCUGGAAUAUAACUUUUUUUGAGUCAAAGCAAGAAGUAUGAUGUAUAUAGAGGUGAAUGGAAUGAUGAUAAACCAAAUGGAAGAGGUAUAUACUUUUAUUACAAGUCAGGAGUUAUCAUAGAAGGUAAUUUCAAAGAUGGUGCCCCUGAUACUAAUGGAAAUUUUAAAAUAAGAUAUUCAAAUGGUGAUGUUUAUGAAGGAAAUAUUCAAAAUAGACAUAAAAAUGGAAAAGGUAAACUCCACUAUAUUAAUGGAGAUCUUUACGAGGGAGAAUGGCACAAUGACAAAUGA
This is a messenger RNA of Stylonychia lemnae, 1683 nucleotides long. Lineage: Eukaryota; Ciliophora; Spirotrichea; Sporadotrichida; Oxytrichidae. The record is from the annotation of a GenBank genome assembly.